AUGAAGGUGGACACCAACGUCAGUACCAGCCAGAUGGAUCAGAACUGGACCCGGUACAUGGUGAUGUGCGACCGGAAGGAUAUCCGGCAAUCGGCCAACUUCCAGGAGGAGAACGAAGUGCAAGCAACCCUGGUCGGUAACAAGACACUGGCUAAGCAGUACGAGAUACAGAAUCCAGUUGACCGUGGCACUCAGAGCACGAGGUGGAUACUGAACACGCCCGUGUGGACGGUACACAAUCGGUUGGUGCACACCGGCAUUACGCAUGUGGAGGGCGGUUGGCCCAAAGAUAUUGACUGCUUCCGUGACGAGGAGCUGAUGACCCGAUAUCGCCGGAAGCAGGAGAAAAGCGAAGCUUACGUACAGCAGUUGCGAGGUCUCACCAGGACGAUGGAUCAUGCAAUUAUGCAGAACAAUGCCUGCAACAUCUACCAGAACUAUUUUGAGGACAUUGAGCAGCACGAGCUGAUCGAACAGUUUACGUCGAAAACGGUACACGUGUACAAGGACUAUCUGGAAGAGAAGCGCUCCUGCACGUACAUUUGCUGGUCGGAUGAAGGAAACCAUUUCGCUUCGGCACACUGUAACAUUGGACAGCGCCGUGGAGCCAUUACCGAUUGUUACAUCUGGGAUAUUGAGCAUCCAAACAGUCCACUGCAGAAGCUGUACCCGCCCUAUCAGACGCGCUGUUUGGAGUAUAACUUUAAGGAUCCUACCCAGAUGGCCGGUGGAUUGUUUUCCGGACAGGUGGCAAUCUGGGAUAUACGAGCUUCCGGGACCCCAGUGGAGACGACCCAGCGUGAGGCGAGCCACAACGACGUGGUGACGCGUGUGCUUUGGACGAGCUCAAAGACAACGAACGAGUUCCUUUCCGGUUCGACCGAUGGGCGUAUCCUGUGGUGGGACUUGCGCAAUCUUGCCGAACCGUACGACUUUCUCAAUCUAGCGCCGAAGGAAGCGAAGGGUCGGGAGGAGGACCCGCGUCACUGCUUCGGUGUGUGCGCGGUGGAGUUUGAACCGACCAUGCCGAACAAGUACACGGUCGGGACGGAGAAUGGCAUGAUUUACAGCUGCAGCCGCAAGUAUAAAACGCCGGCUGACAAGAUACAGUCGAAGAUCUACGCACAUACGGGACCGAUCUACUCGGUGGAACGAAAUCCACUGUUCAUCAAGAACUACAUCAGUGUCGGUGACUGGCAGACGAAGAUCUGGACGGAAGAUUGUAAGGAUAACCCGAUCGUGUGGACGAAGGAGUACGCGGUUCAGUUGACGUGCGGUAUAUGGAGCCCGACCCGUUGCUCGUUGGUGUUUAUCUGCCGGAUGGACGGCGUGAUGGAUGCAUGGGAUGUGAUACAUCGGUUGGAUGGGCCGGUACUGCGUCUGAAGUUGUCCGACGCACCGCUCUGGUCUGUGCGGGUCCACAAGGCGGGUAAGCUGAUCGCGAACGGGACGGACAACGGGGCCAUCUAUCUGACGGAGAUCUCCGACAACCUGACGUUCAGUUCGGCCAACGACAAACCGGCACUGUCCGGAAUGUUGGAGCGUGAGAUGCGUCGCCAGCGGUUGCUCGAGGCUAAGAUCAAGGAGAUCAAGCUGAAGGAGAAGGAACUCGAGCGGGAACGUAUGAGGCGCCAGCUGCGCAUGGACAACGCGAACUCGAUUGAGGAGGAGGAAAAGGAUCUGGUGGCAGACGCGAUGCAUCAGUUCUGGACAAAAAUUCACGGCCGCAAGAGUCUGAAGAACACGCUCAAGGGUAUCCGGAUGCGGGACACGGGCGUCACGCUGCUCGCCAAGGACAAGAAAGCGAAAAAGGAAAAGCGCUAA
Molecule: messenger RNA, 1824 nt
Organism: Anopheles marshallii
Lineage: Eukaryota; Metazoa; Arthropoda; Insecta; Diptera; Culicidae
Product: dynein intermediate chain 3, ciliary-like
Exons: 3
Coding region: 1-1824 (607 amino acids)
Biological process (GO): cilium movement; outer dynein arm assembly
Cellular component (GO): outer dynein arm
Molecular function (GO): dynein light chain binding; dynein heavy chain binding
Source: RefSeq, a predicted model, not a curated record